UCCUUUAAUUUAUAUAAUUUUUUUAAACAACCUCUUAAUGUUGAAACUUAAUGGGCUAUUUUUUUGUUGAUGUUUUUUUCGAAAAUCUGGUUAAAUUCGCCGAUUAAAAGAUAGUUAUUCGUCGAUUAGAUUAUGAAUAGUUUAGAAUUAAUCAUCGAUGUCGAUUUAAAUCAAAUAUUAACAAAUUAUAAUAAAAACAAUCUUAUCAAACUACUUCUCUAAAAUCACCCCAUUCAAAUAAUGCAAUAACAAAAACACUUACAAAAUACUAACAAUAAGUGUAUUAUCACACCCAUAUCUAAAUUAUUGAUAAAUAUUAAUAACAUUUUAAGUAAUCAGUUCCGAUAAAUUAUUUCACGGUCACAUGUGUCGAAAAUUGGUUAAUUUUUAAGUUUUUAAGCCCAUGGCAAUGAAAAGUGGAGGACGUCUCGGUUACUUUCGAAUAAAAAGCAAGUUCAAGCAAACGUAAGUAGACUUUACUUAGUUAAAAUCGAGUGAAAGUGGCGUCGAAACGCAUUCGCAGUCACAACUUGUCCAAUCUUAUCGAACAAUUGGAUUAAGUGCGUUAUACAACAUAGAUUUUUAUUAAUAAAUCUAAAUCAACGUCGAUUAUUGAUAUAGAUGUCCAGACAUAAACAAGGCGUCCACGUUUUUGGAGGCAUCACGUGAGAAUAAGAAAUGUUUGUGAAACCAUCAAAGAUGAGUAAAGUGGAUGAAGAUAACAAAUACGUCGUGUUGCUUUUGGGCUUCGUUGCGGCAUCUUUAAGUCCGUUUUUGUUGGUGUGGUACGCAUUGCAUUGCACCACUUACGUCGUAAGCAAGAUUUUAAUACCAGUUUUUGGAUUGGCCAUAGUAUUCCUCGUCGGUUUUCCACUUCUUUGCACGAUGAAGUGGAUUUACGCAACCUACGCGUUCAUCUAUAAUAUGGUUAUUAAUUUUAUUUUAGCCAUCGUUCAAUGGAUGGAAGAAAAUAAAACUAAUUCACCUAUUUCGACGGAAACGAGAAGAAUUUAUGCUUCUUCUAACGAUUUUGAUUUUAAAUAAUGAUUAUUUAUAUUAAUUAAUCAUUUAUUAAGUUUUACAUCCUUUAAUAAACUUUUAA
Onthophagus taurus is the source of this 1102-nucleotide messenger RNA. The record is from RefSeq and is a predicted model, not a curated record. NCBI's taxonomy places the organism in Eukaryota, Metazoa, Arthropoda, Insecta, Coleoptera, Scarabaeidae.